Molecule: messenger RNA, 3474 nt
Organism: Fusarium coffeatum
Lineage: Eukaryota; Fungi; Ascomycota; Sordariomycetes; Hypocreales; Nectriaceae
Exons: 1
Coding region: 1-3474 (1157 amino acids)
Source: RefSeq, a predicted model, not a curated record
AUGUUUCGCCGGUUGCGCAAAAACCAGGACCACGAUACUGCAUCAGUCAAGACGCGGGACGAGGAUAGAGCACUUGCCACAAACCUUCGAGAACUAGGCUUGGCUGGCUCCCGCGCCUCUAGAUCAGGCAGCCGAAGACCACAAACUGGUACAGACUCCAGACCAUUUACAGAAUCACAUUCCAUAAAGUCGAAAUCCCUUCGUGGGCAGGACUCUGUCUCUUCCGCUGGCUCAGUCAGAUCGGGACUAAGCAACAAUUCGCGUCGAGUCGGUAGUAUCGACAACAACGUCAUGUCUUCCAACAACGAUCGAACCCGCUCAAGGCGAGAGCGUACCUUUGUCGGCAGCGAAUGUGCAGUAUGUGAAGAGCCUCUCGAGCACACCUUGCGAGGCGAGCGCAUCCUGCAAUUCUCUUGUACACAUGUCUCCCAUGAGGCUUGUUUUUACGAGUUCAUUCGCGAGUUCGAGUCACAAUAUUGCCCAACAUGCGACGCACCCCUGCAUUUGGACACUAGCAGAGGAGGAAACGUGAUUGAUAUUGGUAGGCCACCAAUCUUUGCACAGUCGGACAGCAAACUAACAACAAGCCAAGAAAAAAUCAGCAACAUGGUGCGGUCAGUCGGCACGGACUCGAGGUCUGCUAUGACACCGACACCGACACCGGCAGCAACACCAUGGGAGAACCAAACAGGUCGUGCGCCCAGUGUUGAGAGCAACCAGAGGCGCCCUAUGCAGCAACAACAGCAGCAACAGCAUGCUGGCGGCCGUGAUAGUGUGGCUCGAGGCAGCAUGAGAGACAGUCGCGAUGCACCAUCGUCGGAUCGAUAUGGACCUUCACGACAUGCUCGCAGUGAUAGUGAGGCUACCGGAGUGGCAUCAUCCGGAGGAUACCCUGAGACAACACAAAGCGGACCUGCCAGACGCCAUGACUAUGAUGUCCAAGCGAUGGAGACCACACCGACCAGCCCACGAGCAGUCACACGUAACCCGAUACCAGCACCGAUUGUUACUGUCCGCUCAGAGUUCCCGACUCUCAGCAGGUCACGUCAACAACAAACACUUACCUGUUUGGUUACUGUUGAGGUGCCUGACAACAAGUGGAGGCCCGACCCUGAAGACUUGGGGCCCCAAGCUCCUCAGCCUCCUGCCGGUAACCGUGCCGAGGAGGCCUACGGCCGUCCACCCUCGCCCGCCCGCAGUGCGCCUCGCUUCUAUCCUUAUGAGUCUACGGACGCUUUGGAGGAGAUGACAGAUAGCCUCCGCAACCGUGUUGACAACUGGCAUGGUUUGGACUUCAGCAGAUUCGGAAAAUUGAGACUUUAUGGCACCCUUAGAGUGGGCAAGGACAAAGUUUCAUGGCAGGAAUUGGAGUGUUUCCUCUUUGCUGAGAUGCUCAUUUGCGUGAAGGAGAAGAAGAUUCCGCAAUCCCAACAAUGGGAUGAGAACGGUGCCCCCCGCAAGGCGACUCGAUGCACUCUGAAGGGCUCGAUUCUUAUUAAGAAGCACCUCAACGAGGUAUCAGAAACGGGAAAUAUCGACGAGAACAUUCUUACACUCAGCCUCUCGGUUGCUGAACUGCCUCAGUUCCAUCUCCGCUUCGAGAACCGUAACCAGCUGAAGCUGUGGCAACAAGCUCUUCUUGACCUCAACGCUGUAGAGACUUCCCCUGUCCGCAGCCCUGAGUAUGACCGCGGCGAGUCGGAAACUGACGAAGAACUCGAUUGGCAGCGAUCUCGCCCGCAAAGAGUUUCCUCGGUAGCUUCAUCGUGGAACGGCGCGAGAUCUACCACCACAGCCCCUACAGAUUACACCAACUUUCCUCGAAGCCCGGCCAUGGCCAAGUCUAUCCAUGUUCCCAUUGACGUCGUUGUCGUUGUACCCAUCUCUUCCUCCAUGCAGGGCGUUAAGAUCAACCUUGUUCGGGAUGCCCUCAAGUUUAUGGUCAACACACUUGGCGAACGCGAUCGCAUGGGCUUGGUCACGUUCGGCUCAGGUGGCGGCGGCGUGCCAAUUGUUGGCAUGACUACAAAGGCCUGGCCUGGCUGGAGCAAUAUUUUGACUUCCAUUAAGCCUGUUGGUCAAAAGAGCCACCGCGCUGAUGUCGUUGAGGGUGCCAACGUUGCAAUGGACCUCCUCAUGCAAAGGAAGUACAACAACCCUAUCGCCUCUAUUAUGUUGAUCAGCGACGCGUCUACUUCGGAUGCUGACAGUGUCGACUUUGUUGUUUCACGAGCGGAAGCCGCUAAGAUCACCAUUCACUCGUUUGGCUUGGGAAUGACUCACAAGCCUGAUACCAUGAUCGAGCUGUCGACAAGAACCAAGGCUUCCUACACAUAUGUCAAGGACUGGAUGAUGCUUCGGGAGUGCCUUGCUGGAUGCCUGGGAAGUAUGCAGACUUUGUCUCACCAGAACGUCAAGCUCAAGCUUAGACUUCCUGAAGGAUCGCCCGCCAAAUUCCACAAGAUCAGCGGCGCUCUGCAAAUAACCAAGCGAGCGACAGGUAGAGAUGCAGAGGCGUCUCUUGGCGACCUCCGAUUUGGUGACAAGCGGGAUGUUCUUGUUCAGCUGGUCAUUCUUCCUGAUAACACUUCUCAAGAACAACUCCCUCAGGAUCCCUGGGAUAACAUUGUGUCAGGUCUUGAGGCUCUUGGCGGCCCUAUGGACAACGACAAUGAAAGGGCCCUUUCUGUGGAAGAGGUCCCAUUGAUUCAAGCGGAUCUGAGCUGGGGAGACAUCUUGCGUGAGGGUACCGUUACGCAUAUGCCUCGACCAUCUCUUCUCGCCAUCACUAUGCUCCCAAUGAGCGGAAGCUCCAAGAAGCCAUGGCAAAACUCUCCUCCUAUCCCUCCCCACCCCAGUAUCGUGCAGAGACGUAUGGAGCUCCUUACUUCCGAUAUGCUUACCCGUGCCCUCACUCUGGUAGGCCGCGGCCAGCAUGAUCGGGCGCACACCCUCUUGAACGAAACCAGAUCGAUCCUGAAGGGUCUGGGUAAGGGCGGACUUCCCCCGAUCCCUCCAUCUGGCAAGGUCAACCCGUCAGCCCCCUCAACUCCUCAUCCUGGCAAUGAGGCUUCGCCAGGACUAUCAACCACUCCUGAUGGCAAGCGGAGUCCUUCGCCCCCCGCUUCGGCGAUCUCUGGCACCAACGGCUUCUCUUCGCAGCUUGGCCGCAGCCGUUCUACCGACGGUCUCGGCCUCGGUGCCGGAAUUGAUGCCAACACUGUGGCCGCUCUAGACGCCGAACUGGAGAGCAGCCUUGAAUGGAUCAACCAUCCUGCUGUGUUCAGCCGCGACAGCCGCAAAGCUGUUUUGCAAGCCAUUGGCGUCAUCAGCUCCCAGCGCGCCUUCACCUAUCGCACUCCUAUUGAGGGGCUAUGGGCGUGCCGUGUUAGUGGCGUAAAGAAGCUUACAGAGAAGAGCAGAGAAUGGCGUGAAGAUGGUGGCGGCGAGGGCGGCAUCACUGAAGAGUCUUAA